AUGCUCAAUGAGGAGCAGGAGUCGCUUCGAGAGCGGGUGGCCGACCUGGAGAUCAAGGUUCUGGAACAAGCCGAGGAACUCACCUGUCUCAGGAGCACCAUCGCCGAUCUUACGCGGAGACUAACACAGGUGGAAGGUAGAGCUCCGAUGAUAACCAACAACAGUCCGAUCCUACCGCACAACGGCUUCAAACACAGCUACAGUCAUCGAUCGUUGAGCUCGAAAUUGGCGCGACAAUCUUCAGGGGCGUCGAACUCCACCAUUGAAUCACCUACGCCCGCGUCCGUGCAGAAUGGACACUCCGACACCGAUGGGAAGAGGUUCGGCUACGCUGCGUCGACCUCGUCCUUGCACAGUGAAGGAUCGUCCUCGACGAGGUCCACCCCUCAGCCGCGGCACAAGAGCCUCUCCGCUGGAAAUUUGCAGCAGCUCCGGCGGAUGAAUGGCGGGAGCUCGCCUAAUAUUCCCACCUAUCACAACGGCUACGGCGAUCACGCAACACGAGACUGUUUCUUCGAUCCCGACGACGGGAUCCUCCGUUUCACCGUUCACGGUCACCAACUGCUCCUGCCGGUCCCAUCGAGCUUAGUUCAAGAGUACUCAUUGACAAAAGUCAAUCCUAUCCCCCAGCAACGGCUGAAGCUCGAGUGGGUCUACGGGUACCGAGGCAGAGAUUGUCGAACGAACCUGCAUUUGUUACCUACGGGCGAGGUCAUCUACUUCGUGGCUAGUGUCGUCGUGCUGUACAAUGUUGAAGAACAGGUCCAACGGCACUAUCUGGGACACACCGAUGACAUCCGCUGCAUCGCCAUUCAUCCGAACAAGUUGCUCGUGGCCACCGGUCAGACCGCUUCGAUAGAUCGACGAGACCGACGGCCAAAAUACGUUACAAGGCCUCAUGUCCGAGUUUGGGAUUCGGUCAGUCUGAACACCAUCCACGUUAUCGGCAUAGGAGAGUUCGACAGAGCGAUUAGCUGUCUGACAUUCAGCAAAUUGGACGGUGGCACUAUUUUAGCGAUCGUAGACGACUCCACGGAUCACACGCUGAGCCUGUGGGAGUGGCAGAAGGGUCAUAAAAUUGCCGAAACGAAGAGCGCUUCAGAGCCGGUUCUGGCAGUUGAAUUCCAUCCCAUUGAUCGACUACAGCUCGUUACCUUAGGGAAGGGACAUCUCCACUUCUGGGACUUUGAGAACAGCACGCUCACAAAACGAGUCGGAAUAUUUGAAAAAGCACACAAGGCCAAAUACGUUCUCUGCGUGACUUUCAACGAUUUGGGCGAAUUACUUACUGGGGACUCGAAUGGAAAUAUCAUGGUGUGGUCCCGAGGGAGCAACAAGGCCUCACGGGUCAUUGAAAAUGCCCAUGAAGGUCCCGUAUUCUCGAUUUGUACCAUGAAAGACGGAACUGUGAUCAGCGGAGGCGGUAAAGAUCGCCUUCUGGCCGAAUGGUCCUCGGACCUCGAGCCCACGGGGCGUACCCUGGAGCUCCCCGAAAGCACAGGAGGGGUUCGAACCCUGGUACAGGGUCGUGGUACGCAGCUUCUCAUCGGGACAACCCGGAACUGUAUUCUACAGGGCAGCUUCGAGUUGUCCUUCUCAACGGUGGUCCAAGGCCAUUCCCAAGAGGUUUGGGCACUGGCCAUUCAUCCGACGCAAGCUCAAUUCCUAAGCUCCGGAUACGACGGUCAUGUGCAUCUGUUCGACUCAAUGAGUCACUCGGUGGUAUGGUCCCUCCCAUGGCCUGAGCCUGUACAAAGCGCAUCAUUCUCCCCGGACGGCUCAGUCAUCGCGAUAGCCUCGACGGCCGGGAACUGGAGUGUUUUUGACACGGCUACCCGAAAAGUAUACGCCGCUCACCACGACGGUAAUGAGCCGAUCGACGUCGUGAGGUUCUCGCCCAGUGGCCAGUAUCUGGCGCUGGCAUCGAGAGACAACUUCAUUUAUAUUUAUCAAGUCUCUGAAGAAUACAAAAAGUACAACAGGAUGGGGAGAUGCGCGAAAUACACCCAGGCACAAAAUAAGAUCAGAAAGAGACUACUCGAAUUAUGGGGUCACGGUAAUAUAACUUCUCAACUCGACUGGUCGGAAUGUAACACCUACCUCCAGACUACGAACAACAACUACGAGAUCGUUUAUUGGAAUGCAACGAUCUGCCGACCUGUCACGAAUCCGACUCACUUGAAAGACACAGUGUGGGCAACACAGACCUGCCCGUUGGGCUUCUCCGUAUUUGGAAUCUGGUCUGAUCAACCUGAAGGGUCGGACAUAUCAUGCGUUGCGAAAUCGCAUAACUCAAAGUUGCUGGUGACAGGGGAUGAUUGUGGCAAACUCAAACUCUUCGUGAAUCCCGCGAACGUGCCGCGCUGUCUUUAUCACACGUGCACGGGGCACUCGUCGCAAAUCGCCAGCAUGGGAUUCCUUCCGGACGACUCCCGCAUAGUUUCAAUCGGCGGCAAGGACUUCUCUGUAAUGCAAUGGUGUCUGCAAUGAUAUCCCACGAAGCCAGGGGUUUCCUUUGACGGGAUAGUUAAUGAUUCCAACAAGCUUAAGAAGAGCGAUGAAUUCGCACUGCAAUCGGGAAGCUUCACCCUCUAGGCUCUUCAGUAAAGUCAAACACUUGGGAGUCUUCCGAGAAGCUGAAACAGUGACCGUUCGCUUGUCCGUCCGUUCAUCCAUCCACCGCUACAAAUGAACGUC
Molecule: messenger RNA, 2697 nt
Organism: Galendromus occidentalis (western predatory mite)
Lineage: Eukaryota; Metazoa; Arthropoda; Arachnida; Mesostigmata; Phytoseiidae
Gene: DCX-EMAP
Product: Doublecortin-domain-containing echinoderm-microtubule-associated protein
Exons: 15
Coding region: 1-2490 (829 amino acids)
Biological process (GO): microtubule cytoskeleton organization
Cellular component (GO): mitotic spindle
Molecular function (GO): microtubule binding
Source: RefSeq, a predicted model, not a curated record